This is a messenger RNA of Penicillium cinerascens, 2476 nucleotides long. Its product is annotated as putative glycerol-3-phosphate acyltransferase Sct1. Bases 174 to 2384 code for a protein of 736 amino acids. Lineage: Eukaryota; Fungi; Ascomycota; Eurotiomycetes; Eurotiales; Aspergillaceae. The record is from RefSeq and is a predicted model, not a curated record. Gene Ontology annotation, cellular component: endoplasmic reticulum membrane. Gene Ontology annotation, molecular function: glycerol-3-phosphate O-acyltransferase activity; glycerone-phosphate O-acyltransferase activity. Gene Ontology annotation, biological process: phospholipid biosynthetic process. The transcript has 3 exons.
CUGUUUGUGGGGAAAAGAGCUUUGCGACUUUACGUCAGAUCCACGCGGGUCAAAGCUCAGAGCUCGUUGCGGCUAAUAUUGACGGAACGCUUCAUGUCAACGCCGCCACCCUGAGACCUUCUCCACCUACCCAGGACGAACCCUGACUGAUCGGGCUAUUUGGCACCGUCGUCAUGGGGAAGAAACAGCCGUACAUCCCUCCCCUUAUCGGGUGGCUGUAUGAUCUGGUCUUGUGGUCGUUCUCCGUGCUCAUCGACCUCUUCUUCCGCGAGGUGCACCCGCGCGGAUCCUGGAAGAUUCCCCGGCGAGGACCCAUUAUCAUCGUCGCCGCCCCUCACGCGAAUCAGUUCGUCGAUUCGCUUGUCCUCAUGCGCGUUAUUCGCAGCGAGGCCCACCGUCGUAUCUCAUGGCUCAUUGCAGAGAAAUCAUUCAGACGCAAGUUUAUUGGACUGCUGGCGCGUGGUAUUGGAUCGCUGCCCGUGGCACGCGCCAUGGAUAACUUGAAGCCGGGUACAGGCACCGUCUAUCUUCCCGAUCCGGUCAACGAGCCCACCCUUUUGCGCGGCGUCGGCACCAAUUUCGAAGGCCCCGGUUUUGAGAAAGAAGGAACAAUCGCGCUGCCAACUAUCAACGGUACCUCGCACAGCACGGCCAUCGGGGAGAUCCGCGGUCCGGAGGAACUGAUUCUCAAGAAGCCUUUCAAGCACAGGGAUGCGCUGUUCCAGUUGACUGGGAGAAAGGACAUUGAUGGCAAUGGGAACUUCUCGGGAGAUGCCAAACCAGACUCCGACUUCAAGGGUUCCAAGUUUAAGGUGGCUCCGCACGUGGACCAAACGGCUGUCUACGAGGCCGUGUUUGCGAGAUUGAAUGCCGGUGGUUGCGUGGGUAUUUUCCCCGAAGGUGGUAGCCACGACCGUCCGUCUCUACUGCCCCUCAAGGCCGGUGUGGCUUUGAUGGCUCUUGGUACCCUGGCAGACAACCCUGAUUGUGGUCUGAAGAUUGUGCCUUGUGGCAUGAACUACUUCCACGCACACAAAUUCCGGUCCCGCGCAGUCAUAGAGUUCGGAAACCCGAUCGAAGUGCCGAAGGAGAUUGUGGAACAGUUCAAGCAAGGCGAUCGGCGCGAGUCUGUUGGUGCGCUUUUGGAUAUUAUCUACCAGAGUCUUGUCGCAGUCACCGUCACUAGCCCCGAUUAUGAGACUCUCAUGGUCAUCCAAGCAGCCCGCCGUUUGUACAACAACAAAGGCAAGAAGCUCCCUCUUCCCAUGGUCGUGGAGCUCAACCGCCGCCUCGUGAAAGGAUACGCCCAUUUCAAGGAUGAUCCGCGAAUCGUCAGCCUCCGAAAAUCCAUUGUCAACUACAACAAACAGCUUCGCAUCCUCGGCAUUCGCGAUCAUCAAGUGCAGUAUGCCAAAUUCUCUAUCGUGCAGGUGAUUGCCACCUUGAUCUAUCGUCUGGGCAAGCUGGCUCUCCUUACCAUCGGAACCCUACCUGGUCUACUUCUCUUUACUCCCGUUUUCGUCGCAACGAAGUACCUGUCGAUGAAGAAGUCGAAGGAGGCUCUGGCUGCCUCAUCUGUCAAACUGCAGGGCAGAGAUGUCAUGGCUACCUGGAAACUACUCAUUGCCCUUGCAUUCGCUCCAGCCGUCUAUGCAUUCUACACUGCUAUGUUCACCUACUGGACCUAUCGGAACCGAAUCCAAGGUUUCGUGCCAGACUGGGUGCCACUUUGGCUUGUGGUGAUGAUUGGCGUGGUGAUAUUCCCUACCGUUUCGUUUGCUGCACUUCGCAUUGGUGAAGUGGGAAUGGAUAUCGUCAAGUCGCUGCGGCCACUGGUUCUGUCUCUGAACCCAUCGUCGGCUAACACGCUUGUGAAACUCCGUGCAAAGCGUGCGAUGCUCGCCCAACAAGUGGAUGAGGCCAUCAAUACCCUGGGUCCGGAGCUGUUCCCAGACUUUGAUGCUGCCCGGAUUGUCACCGAUCCGUUCCGGGAGGUCAGACACGAAGGAGUUAAGAGCGACUUGCCCACGAUCAAACCACCUCGUGACGAGGAAAUGGAAGCCUUGCCCUCGGCGGAGCCUUUGCCGCGCAACGAGUCGUUCCACAACCUAGCCAACAUUGGCUUCUUCUCUACCAGACCCCCGAGCCGCAACCGCAGUCGCAGCAGCUCUGCUGGGCCUCGCCCGGGCUCGCGGCACGGGCUGAAGCCCCUUAGCUCGAUGACCCAGAAGGAUCCGCUGGAAGAUGUUAGCUCGCGGAUUCGAGAUGCGAUGAGAGAGCGGGGCGAGCGACGCCGGAGACGAAGCGAGGAUGGAAGCUGGGACAUGGCCAGCUCCGGGCCAGGAACGCCGUCCAGUGGUGAGGAAAUCCGAAAGGAUUUAUGACCUGGCUACGAUGCCCACGUUUGGUGUUGGAUCCCACUUGUCGACCAUUAGACAUUUGGCGAUGACUUGAACUUAUUUGCCGCGCUUCUUUA